AUGAUGCAACAGCUAGUUGAAAACCUUCGAAAGCAAGCUAUUUCCGAUGACGAACAGAGAACAAGUCAUGUUAGCCUUGCUAAUAGAUCCAUAACAACACAAUUACCUUACGGCUAUCUCAAUGACUCAGGAACCGAAUCAGAUGAAGAGCUAGAAAUGAUCGGAAAUGCCAUACAAUACCAGAAGGAUUAUGAAGAUUUUUUGAGUGGUCAUGGUAGGCCACCUGAGUUAUCGGAUAUACCUCCAACAGCCGAAAUAGAUGAUGUCAGUUGGGAUAGCAUUGGUAAAGAAUCAGGAAUUUUGACUGGGGAUGGUUCUGGCUCUGACUCUGAGGAAGAUCCAACAACUCCUAAACAACGGAGGCGUAUGAUUCUCAAUCCUACAUCGGGGAUAAGCAAGCAACAAUGUGAAUUCCCUCCAAUGUUUAUGGUUGGUGAGAAAAGACGUCAUGCAGACCGUGGUGAAGGAGCCAGUACCCCUCAAGCUCUUCCUGUCAACUCCGUGAAAGAACGCCCACGGAAUAUAGCUGUUCGACGUUGCCCUGUUCGAUUGCUUGUUAAUCGUCCUCCUCGAGAAGUCGAAAGAUCGUUUUGUGCGGAAACUUCCGAUACUCAUUUGGAAAAUCAUGAGCCAGUCAAACGAAGCCGUUUAUGUCGUCCAACCCUUGAUUUCGACAAAAUGUUAAGAAACCGUUUGGACGCUACCGCUGCAGGAUCAGUGAGUCCAUCAUCAGCAUUUACAUCCUAUUCCUCUCAGGAUAACUGA
Molecule: messenger RNA, 765 nt
Organism: Auanema sp. JU1783
Lineage: Eukaryota; Metazoa; Nematoda; Chromadorea; Rhabditida; Rhabditidae
Source: the annotation of a GenBank genome assembly